Messenger RNA from Ceratina calcarata, 465 nucleotides. RefSeq names its product cytosolic non-specific dipeptidase-like. Lineage: Eukaryota; Metazoa; Arthropoda; Insecta; Hymenoptera; Apidae. Gene Ontology annotation, biological process: proteolysis. The transcript is spliced from 2 exons. The record is from RefSeq and is a predicted model, not a curated record. Gene Ontology annotation, molecular function: peptidase activity. Bases 65 to 367 code for a protein of 100 amino acids.
UACUGUUCAGAAAGUAACAGACUAUUUGAAUAAAAAGUGGGCUCAGAGAAGUAGUCCAAAUAAAAUGACCGUUAGCAUGAUUCACGGUGGAAAACCGUGGACGGAAGAUCCUGAUCAUCCGAAUUAUUUGGCUGGUAGGAAAGCUACCAAGCAUGUGUACAAUGUAGACCCUGAUAUGUCGCGCGAAGGUGGUUCGAUUCCGAUUACUCUAACGUUCCAAGAAGUAACUGGUAAAAAUAUAUUACUCUUGCCAGUCGGUGCUGGUGAUGAUGGAGCACAUUCUCAGAAUGAAAAGUUAGACGUUCGUAAUUACAUCGGCGGUACUAAAUUACUUGGAGCUUAUUUGUAUGAGGUAUCUCAACUUUAGCAUUCAACUGCAAUAGAUAUCUCCCACUUAUUUUUAAGAUAUCAAUUUAUUCGAGCAAUAUGUUUACAUAAAAUAUUAAGGUAAUUUUUAUAAUCCAA